GGUCAGAGGUCGGUCAGAGGUCGGUCUGCUCUCGUAAAGCGGACCGACCUCCAAGUAAAGAAGACCGACCUCUCAGUAAAGUAGACCGACCUCCUAGUGAAGUAGACCGACCAAUUCAUCGACCGCGCGUACUAAUUUUGAUUAGCUAUCUACACGCCAUACUUUAGUGCGUUUUUGAGCUCAUUUGGCUGCUGAAUCAGCACAACCAACCCCUUUUCGAGGGCGGGGUCUUGUUACGAGACCCGCCAUGACUCGCGUAUGUGGAUUCCUCUUCUCUCUGAUUCUCGUUUGUGGCGGCGUCUGCAAAGACAUAUCGGAGGAAUGGCGGCUUCAAAACAUUUGUCCAGGCUCUGGCCGGCUGUGUGCAAGAAUUCAUGAGGUCCAGGCCAGGAUAGAGCAAAAACUGCCAACCCAGGGAAAGAGGAAGCUCACAAUUGACCAGAUAGUGCUGAAUGUAUCGGCUCCCAUCUCGGAGGUGGAUCCCCAGUUCCUCUCAGUCACGAUAGACGCAGGCGACAUCUCUAGGAACUGGUCUGGAAUAACGUUCACUGCCCAGCGGAUCAUCAACAUGGCCCGAGGACUGACUCCCGCCAUGCUGAGGGUCGGCGGUACCAGUGGAGAUUUCCUUAUCUUCAACUCCUCUACUGAAGAAACAGUGCAGCGGACCAACUUCACGAUGACUCCGCAGCAGUGGGAUGAAGUCAACAAGUUUGUGGAGACUGUUGGCUGGGACUUUGUGUUUGGUCUGAAUGCUCUCCUUCGUACACCUUACCCCAAUGGCUCUUGGGACUCUGACAAUGCCAGAAUGCUGCUGUCGUACUCCACCUCCAGAAACUAUACCGUCCAGUGGGAGCUUGGAAAUGAGCCAGACCUGUGGGGGACACCAAUACCAGCUGCAGACCACGCCAAGGACUUCCUGACUCUGCAAGAUCUUGUGGUACAGGAAAAGACACUGGGACAGAUGCUUGUAGGACCUGAUGUAGCAGAGAUUUUAGACUACUUUACCAAGUUUAUAGAAAGCCUGCCACAUGGCCUCCUGAAUGCCACCACAUACCACCAUUACUAUGGAAGAGGAGAUGAAGCCAAGCUCUCACAGUGCUAUGAUGUGGAGGUCCUGGACAGCUUCAUCCAUGAGGCGGUGUCUUUCCAAGCCUCUUCCGUGGCGCUGCAGCCCAAGGCCAGUAUGUGGCUGGGAGAGACGUCAAGCUUCUCUGGUGGUGGUGCUCCCAGUAUAUCAGACACUUUUGUGGCUGGAUUCAUGUGGCUGGACAAACUUGGUAUAGCAGCAGUUAUUGGUCAUAAACGAGUGUUUCGACAGGAUUUUAUCGGUGGGAGCUAUUCAUUACUUGAUGCAGAGCAGAACCCAUUACCUGACUACUGGUUGUCUCUUCUCUACAAGAAGUUGGUUGGAACAAGAGUCCUGUUUGUCAAGGACAGUUUGGAACUUGGACGGCAGCUCAGAAUCUACGCCCACUGUGCUAAGCCUCCGGCAGGGUUCCCUGUAUGGCUAUGAAACACAGUCCUGAACCAUUUCCACAUUGCACUAGGAUACAGGGGCGGAGAUAGACGGUACCCAUCAGGCAGUGUGGUUCUGUUGCUACUGAACACAAACUUCACCACGGCAACAGCAGAGCUCCUCAAUGAGGAGCUGGCCUCCAGUACCAGAGAUGUGUUCUGGCUGAGUCCACUAGCUGGAGACCUCAUCUCCACCUCAGUCCUCCUAAAUGGAGUGCUACUGGAGCUGGUGGGCAACAGGGACUUGCCCCACCUGGUCCCAGCUGAAGACUCUCGUGGCUCCUCCCUCUCUGUUCCCAGCAUCUCCUUUGGUUUUGUUGUCUUCAAGGACACUAAAAUACCUGCUUGUACAUAGCUAAAAAGUAGGUGUGUUGUGGCAUAGCGAUUGAUAUAUAUCUCUCUAGUGUGAUGGUUAGCUAUAAUGUCAUGCUAUUGUGUAAGGCUCGUUUUGAUAUGUCAGUUGUGUACCAUGAUGUCAUCAUAAGUUGUAUGCCUGUGUACUUUCCCCCAGUCCACAUGUAUGAUCCUGUGUGUGUGUGUGUUGUG
Messenger RNA from Geodia barretti, 2061 nucleotides. The record is from the annotation of a GenBank genome assembly. NCBI's taxonomy places the organism in Eukaryota, Metazoa, Porifera, Demospongiae, Tetractinellida, Geodiidae.